Messenger RNA from Fragaria vesca subsp. vesca, 651 nucleotides. RefSeq names its product ribonuclease HI-like. The record is from RefSeq and is a predicted model, not a curated record. Bases 1 to 651 code for a protein of 216 amino acids. The transcript has a single exon. Lineage: Eukaryota; Viridiplantae; Streptophyta; Magnoliopsida; Rosales; Rosaceae.
AUGUCCGAAUUCUCGUUGCAAUAUGUUCCGCAAAAGGCAGUAAAAGAACAGGCAAUAGCAGACUUUCUCGCUCAUCACCCACCCUCAGAGCUCACGGCGUUUCGCGAGUUGGAAUUCGCUACCGUGACACUCGCUCUAUGGACCUUGUACUUUGAUGGUUCGCGGACCGACACCGCAGCCGGAGCUGGGAUAGCCAUAACCAAUCCCGCCGGAGAUCGCUUCUCCUACUCGUUCCAGCUCGAUUUCAAAUGCCCCAACAACCAGGCUGAGUACGAGGCGCUGAUCAUCGGCCUAGAGAUUUUGUUGGAUUUAGGAGUCCGCGAGGUUCAGAUCUUUGGCGAUUCUUUGUUGGUCGUUAACCAGCUGGUGGAAAAGUUUAAGUGCUUAAGCUCGUCAAUUGAGCCAUACCUGCGCAAGACAUUUGAGGUGUUGGAUCGAUUUGACGACGUCUACAUCGAGCACAUACCACGCGAGUUCAAUUUCGCCGCCAAUGAGCUCGCCCAAGUAGCGUCCGGUCUCAGCCUGCGCGACGGCGUGCGCGAACGUUUGCUCAAAGUCGAACGCCGUACGCUUCCCUCUUUCAUCGCUAGGGGGCAAUUUCAGGCCGACACCCCCGAAGUUGCAGCCUUGGACCCUAUCGACGAGGAUUGA